Molecule: messenger RNA, 350 nt
Organism: Cherax quadricarinatus
Lineage: Eukaryota; Metazoa; Arthropoda; Malacostraca; Decapoda; Parastacidae
Source: RefSeq, a predicted model, not a curated record
AGGGUUAUAUGUGCACUACAGGACUGUGGGUGUUGGAGGGAAUGUUCUCAAGAGACUUAUAAUAUCCAAAAUUCCCACGUACCUCAGAGGUGCAACAAAAUUGAUGAGGCUGUGGGUGUUAAUGAGCUGCCUGGGUGUGUUGCUGUUGAUGUGCCAGCCAGACCCCAGCCACGCCCAGGACUGGAAGGAUCUUAUUAAUCCUGUCGUCAACAAGUUAAAAGGAUUACUGAAAGGUGGUAUAGUUAAAUUCCUGGACUUCCGCUGCCGCUACAGUGUCAUUCUGCACAAGGACAAAUCCCAGACUUACUUUACGGCCAAAAUGUGGUGUCCGAGAAUGUCCAGGGCCAAGG